Molecule: messenger RNA, 2580 nt
Organism: Spodoptera exigua (beet armyworm)
Lineage: Eukaryota; Metazoa; Arthropoda; Insecta; Lepidoptera; Noctuidae
Source: the annotation of a GenBank genome assembly
AGCGGCGCGCGCAGUGUGAACGUGCGCCACGCUGCUGUGGCAUAGUGCGCGAGAGUCGCGCGCCGCGCCUUCUUGCGCCACCAACGUCCAGUGCGGUACUCAAACACUCCGUAGCCUCGCUUUACGCCGUGAACCGAUUGACACCACCAGCAUAACAUUACAUACAAUUGAACGCAUUCGUGCAUAACGAAAAUUCCCGCGUUUUUCUCUCAGUUCACAAUCAAUACCUUUGAAAGUUACUACAAUCAAAUUAUACCUCUUAAAACUAUGGAAAAAACUCACUCGUUCGCUAUAUUGGAUAUCAACAUUGGAGAUAAGGACAACGAAAAUGCAGACACAGGAAUAGGCAAUAAUCACGAUGAUUCCAAGAAACAUUCGCCUUUCACAACGGUUAUAAAAAUUCAACGUGAUCGCGGUGAGCGCGACUACAUCGGAUUCGCGACACUGCCUGAGCAAGUGCACCGAAAAUCGGUGAAGCGAGGGUUCGAUUUCACACUAAUGGUUGUGGGGGAGUCGGGACUGGGCAAGUCGACACUAAUCAACAGCUUAUUUUUAGGAGACCUUUACAAGAAUAGAAAGAUACCAGACGCACAAGAUAAAAUAGAAAAAACAACAAUGGUGGAAAAGAAAACUAUGGAAAUCGAAGAACGAGGUGUAAAGUUGAGGUUGACAAUAGUGGACACACCCGGCUUUGGAGAUGCUAUUAACUGUGAAGACUCUUGGAGGGUUUGUUCUGCGUACAUCGACGAACAGUUCAGACAAUAUUUUACCGAUGAAAGUGGAUUAAAUCGACGUCACAUGCAAGACAAUCGAGUGCAUUGCUGUCUCUACUUCGUUCCGCCCUGGGCCCAUAGUUUACGUCAUGUGGAUUUGGAAAUGAUGAGACGGCUUCACCGCAAAGUGAAUAUCGUAGUUGUUAUAGGGAAAGCGGACUCCCUAACUGCUGCCGAGGUAAAACGGCUGAAGGCGCGAAUACUAAACGAUUUGGAAGAAAAUCAAAUACAAGUUUAUCAAUUCCCUGAAUGCGACAGUGACGAAGAUGAAGAGUUUAAGCAACAAGAUAGAGAGUUGAAGGCAGCGGCCCCAUUCGCUGUGGUAGCUUCCGACGUUGUACUAGAAGUAGGGGGUAAACGAGUACGCGGACGACAAUACCCGUGGGGAAUCGUUGACGUUGAAAACCCACGGCAUUCUGACUUCACGAAGCUGCGGACGAUGCUGAUCUCAACGCAUAUGCAAGACCUCAAAGAUGUGACCCAGGACGUGCAUUACGAGAACUUCCGAGCGCAGUGCAUCUCGCAGAUAUCGCAACAUGCUAUGCGGGAGAGAGGAAAACUGAAGAGAGAUUCGAUGGGAAACAACAACGAAGUAGUUAUUACAGAUACAGAUCGCCUGUUGCUGCAAAAGGACGAAGAGAUCCGACGUAUGCAAGAUAUGUUAACGCAGAUGCAAGAAAAACUCAAAGCUUCCGAUAAAAAACACGACAGUAUUAUAGAUGUAUAGAAGAUAGACUGCAAUAUUAAUAUUAGAGUAGCAAUAAAACUAACUACUCACAUAGAUGUAAUAAAUUAUGAAAACCUCUUUAGAAAAUUCAAAUGAAUUUAGAUUUUUUAUUAUAAUAAUAAUAGUUAAUAUAACACUGAAAACAUUUAAUAUAACAACAGAAAAAUACAGUCCUCAUAGAGAUAGUCCACUAGGAAUGUAUGACUCUGUUACCAAUUUCGUCUGCGAUGUAAAUACAUAAUUUAUGCAAAGAUAAUCUUUUAUGGAGUUCCUUGUUCCAAAAGAAGCGCAAGUCGGGGACGCAUGGUCGUGGGGCGACCAUAUCGUUCAUCGUCGUCGUUCAUGUCUAAUAUUGAUGUGCACUAAAUUGGAACGCGCGCCAAACACCACAGCGACGGUGACACAACGCAACUUCCGCGCACGACCGAGCUAUUUUCCGUGCCAUUAAUUCUACCUUUUUCCACACGAUCGAUCGGACAAAUACCCUGUCUAUCAACCUGUUAAUAAUUAGGGAUAAUUAAGAAAAAAAUUAUAACCUCUAUGUAUCCUUUGGUCAAAAGUAGUUAGUUAGGUACCUAUAUUUUAUCUUUGCAAUAAGAAUAAAGAUAGAAUAAGUAACUACAUAUAUCUCGUAACUAUCUCAUAAUUAACACCUUUUUAAGUUUUCUAUAAACUUGUUAUACCUACCGUUUACAUUAUUUGUACGCUGUUUAUUGUGACCUAAGUAUUUUAUUGUCUACACGAAGUAUUUCGAAGAAGCUCGUUUUCACAAAACAAUAAAUAUUUUUACUGAAAAUAUCGACACUUAAAUGCCUACUUGUUUGUUUGUUAAACAAGAAGGUAAACUGCCAUUCACAGAUAGCGUUACUCAGCACUACACACAAGUUUUGCUUUUUUAAGCAACAAAUUGUAAUAAGUACGAAAUUACUUUUACGCCACAUAAACAAAUCUUCCUCUUAAAAAAUAAUACACGACACUAUACCUCCUUGCAAGGCAUCUAUGACAGCUUAUACCUAGGGAAGGUACUUACUUAAAAUAAUUUGAAUAACACAAACACUAGCUGACUGACACGAUCUGAGC